UUAACGAAAACUUUGAAAAAAAAAUUGAGCUAGCCAAAAAAAGAAUUUAACCGAAACCAAAAUUAAACUGAAACCAAAAACUUCGGUUAAUUUUAGUAAAAUUUUCAUUAAUUGAAAUCUAUAAUAUAAUGAGGCGACACGUCAGCGUUUUGUGGGUCUCUUCUCCUGUUUUUUCUCAACUUGCGUGCCGUUUUUUUGUUACCUCGCGUGAGGUUUUCUUCCUACCUGAAGUUUCGUGUUUUGCAUGGGCUUUAGGUUUUCAUUUCGGCCCGUUUGUUGUUCUACUCGAGAUCUUUGGUCUGCGGACUAUUCCCAUUCCGGGGAGUCAGAUAUCGAAAUCAAACGAUCCUGCUUCGGCUUCUGCUUCUCCAUUUAUGCUUGUAGCAAAAGAUGAGGAACGGGCAAUCAAGUGAUGACUGGUAGGUUUUUGACUGAUAGACAAGCAUCAUAUGGAUGGAUGUUCAAACUAAGUGAAUGGAAACGCUUAUCUACUUAUGACGUUGAUUUGAAUACUGGUUCAAGUGAUUGACAGGAAGACUAAGAGGCUUGUGGAAGAGUUGAUAAGACUCAAAGAUUUUUCUGUCCAUGAUAGCUAUUUACCAGUCCAAAAUUUGGGCUUAGACUUAUGGAUCAAGGGGCAAAGGAGAUUCUGCAUAAACUUUCUGAGAAGCAGGGGAAGAAAAUGAACACAGUUGAAUCCGCCCUAAAAAUUGCCAGCUUUCUUAACUUCUUUAAGGAUCAAAUAAACAUGGCUGAAGUCAAGUAUCCUCUGCAGCACUUCAAGGUAGAAAAGGAGAUCGUAUUUAUAGUCUCAACAUUACAUUCAGAUGAAUUUUUCAUAAGGGAGUUGAAACCUGGUGCGAGAACAAUGGCAUACAUGAACCGUGAUGAUGUUGCUGUAUGUGCUGCUGAUUGUCGAUUAAUGGUAUUCCAGUCAGUGGAGGACAGCACCAGAUUCUGGAUCAAGGGCCGGAAGUUUUCGAUUAGAGGCCUCUUUGGGAAGAAUGUGAAUCGAAAUGCCUUUCUUGAUGGAUCUUUGGUGAUAUUCCGACUAGCACCUCAGGAUUAUCAUGGCUUUCAUGUCCCUGUCUCUGGAGUCAUUGAAAAGUUUGGCGAUGUUUCUGGAAGUUUAUAUACGGUUAAUCCCAUAGCAAUCAAUAGCAAAUACUGCAACGAAUUCACCGAAAAUAAUCGAACCCUGGCAAUUAUAUCAACAUCAGAGUUUGGAAAGGUUCACUUUACACAAAACCCUCUGUCUUUACAUGCGGCUUUAGAAGUAGGAUGACUAGACUCUUCUAUUUCCCAAAAGAGUGGCAUUAUAUUUAUGAUUAUGGGUUGUGAGGUAAAAUUUUCUAGACUCUUCUAUUUCCCAUAAAAAACGUUAGUGACUUACGGCCAAGAUCUUACUGAUGUUCUCUCUGAAUUUUCUGUGAAUUCAUGGUACUAACAUUUCUCUUAAAAGUUUUGCUCAAAAAAAAAACAUUUCUCUUAAAAGCAUUGAUAUUAAAGAUUUUUGUCUCCUCUAACAUGAAAACAAACAUCUGGUUUAUUGGAAGAAAGCUGUGAUUUUUUGACGGGAUCAGGUAGCACACUUGGUUGCGAACCUUGGGGGCCAAUUGUCAUGCUCACGGGUUCGACACCAGGCUGUGGCGAACUGUCGAUCCCUAUCACCCACACGGAUAUGGGCCUACGCUUUAGGGCACAUUUGAAUACCCGGAGAGAAGAUCUAUCCGUGGGCUGCACCUCCACUUGGGGAUUAGUCUGGGCCUCUCCGGGGGCCUGGGAUACUCCCAGGUUAAAAAAAAAAAAAAAAAAAAAGCUGUGAUUUUGUUGAAUUGUGAUCGAACAGAGAGAGACCCAAGGCUUGCAAACAACGAUGAACAAUUUUGGCUUGGCUUUUGAUUUUGUUACUUAUCAAAACUCGAUUUUCCAAUUCCAUGUUGGAAAAAGAUAAAAAAAUAAACAAUAGUCGCAGUUAUUCUUGAUUCUUAAAUUUUAUGAUGUAGUAUUUGUUACAUAUAGAAUCGGAUUCCUUUUGCUUAAGGUAUAAUAAUCCAAUGAAACCUCAUGUGUUCAAUAGAAA
Messenger RNA from Brassica napus (rape), 2083 nucleotides. Its product is annotated as phosphatidylserine decarboxylase proenzyme 2. Gene Ontology annotation, molecular function: phosphatidylserine decarboxylase activity. Bases 626 to 1285 code for a protein of 219 amino acids. The transcript is spliced from 9 exons. Gene Ontology annotation, biological process: phospholipid biosynthetic process. NCBI's taxonomy places the organism in Eukaryota, Viridiplantae, Streptophyta, Magnoliopsida, Brassicales, Brassicaceae. The record is from RefSeq and is a predicted model, not a curated record.